Molecule: messenger RNA, 2020 nt
Organism: Limanda limanda (common dab)
Lineage: Eukaryota; Metazoa; Chordata; Actinopteri; Pleuronectiformes; Pleuronectidae
Product: tetratricopeptide repeat protein 39B
Exons: 19
Coding region: 212-1954 (580 amino acids)
Molecular function (GO): protein binding
Source: RefSeq, a predicted model, not a curated record
UGGAGGUGUGUGUUUUCGUUGUGUGUUUCCGCAGAAAAAAAGCUCAUUCGGCGGAGAACCGAACCCACGGCCCGUCACCGACACACGGAGCCGAACCGGAGCCUCGGUACGAACGAUAGAAUCCGGUGUUGGGGUCGAACAGCUGGAAAACAUCUGGAGGCGCUGGGACAUGAGGAGCCAGCUGCGGACCUGAAGGAGGACAGCCACUGACAUGGCCCACGUAGGCAACGGAGCGGGCGCAGAGGAGGAGGACUGUUUUGAAGAUGCCUACGACCGGAUACCUGCGGCGGGUCACAUGGACCUGCAGACAGCCAUCCAGGAAACUCAGUGUGCUCUCAACCUGGUGCUCAACGACAAGUUCUCUGAGGCCUUGGACCUCCUCAGACCAUGGUGGAAGAACAGUAUGUACCAUGCGUUGGGAUACAGCAGCAUCCUGGUGAUGCAGGCGACCAUGACGUUUGAGCACAAUGACAUCCAGACCGCCAUGGGAACCAUCAAGGAGGCUUUACAAACCUGUCAGAGGUUCAGGAAGAGGAACUCAGUGGUUGGAUCUCUGUCCAGUCUGAUCAGCAAACAGUCCAACCUGCAGGAAGAGGAGAUGCACGCGGAGAUCUGCUACGCCGAGUGUCUCCUGCAGAAAGCCACGCUGACGUUUGUCCAGGAUGAAAACAUGAUCAGUUUUAUCAAAGGAGGAAUCAAGAUCCGAACCAGCUACCAAAUCUACAAAGAAUGUCAGAACAUGCUGAAUGUCAAUCAGGGCCUGGCCGCCCAGUCUGAUUCGUUCAGACAGUUUGAGGGCGGAGUCAAGCUCGGCAUCGGGUCCUUCAACCUGAUGUUGUCUCUCCUUCCUCAGAGGAUUUUGAGGUUGCUGGAGUUUAUUGGAUUCUCAGGAAACAGGGGCUUUGGUUUGUCUCAGCUGAGAGAGGGAGCCUCGGGUCACAGUCUGCGGGCGAUCCUCUCCGCUCUGACUCUGCUGUUCUACCACACUUACGUUUCACUGAUACUUGGAACUGGAGAGGGGAACCUGGUGGAGGCUGAAGCUCUGCUGGAGCCGUACAAACACAAAUACCCCAAAGGAUCCAUUAUCCUCUUCUACUCUGCACGCAUCUGCACACUGCGAGGAAACUUCGAGAAGGCCCGGGCCCGAUACGAGGAGUGUAUCAGCAGCCAGCAGGAGUGGAAGCAGAUCCACCAUCUUUGUUACUGGGAGCUGAUGUGGACCCACUCGUACCAGCAGGAGUGGCAGCAGGCGUACCACUACGCUGACCUGCUGUGCAAGGAGAGCCGCUGGUCCAAGGCCAUCUAUGUGUACCAGAAGGCCGCCAUCCUCAGUAUGAUGUCAGAGGAGGAAGUGAAGAAGACGGGGGAGGACGUUGUGGGGCUCUUCAGUCAGGUAGAGGGGCUGAAACAGCGCCUGGCAGGGAAAUCGAUCCCAACUGAGAAAUUUGCCGUGAGGAAGUCCAGACGCUACAAAACUGCUAACCCCGUGCCUCUGGUCAUCCCAGCUCUGGAGAUGAUGUACGUCUGGAACGGUUUCACCAUCGUGGGAAAACGACCCGACAGCACCGAGGCUCUGCUGGUGACCAUCGAGGCGGCGGAGGAGCAGCUCCUCAACAACACCAACCCAUCAGAGUUUCAUCCAGACGACAGCUGCCUGGUCCAGAUGUUGAAGGGCCUCUGUCUGAAACAUCUGGGCAGGUUACUGCAGGCUGAGCUCUGCUUCACACAGGUCCUGUCCAGUGAGAGUCGCAUCAGAUAUGACCACUACCUGGUUCCCUUUACUCUCUAUGAGUUGGGUCUGUUGUAUAAACAACAAGGAGAUUUCACUAAGGCUACGUCAUACAUUGAAAAUGCCAAGACGAACUACAAAGACUACUCCAUGGAGUCCAGACUGCACUUCAGGAUCCACGCGGCCCUUGGCAGCCUCAGAGGAUCACCAGUCAGCACCCCAUAAUACUCCUGACCGCUGAGUCAUGCAGCCGCAUCAUGAAUCCAGGGAUUCUCAUCCAGGGAUUCUCAU